Molecule: messenger RNA, 1902 nt
Organism: Phycomyces blakesleeanus NRRL 1555(-)
Lineage: Eukaryota; Fungi; Mucoromycota; Mucoromycetes; Mucorales; Phycomycetaceae
Product: multicopper oxidase
Exons: 2
Coding region: 1-1902 (633 amino acids)
Molecular function (GO): copper ion binding; oxidoreductase activity
Source: RefSeq, a predicted model, not a curated record
AUGCGUCAAUCUUGGCCUUCUUUGUUGCUCUCAACUCUGUGGACUCUGCUGCUUCUGGUUAACCUGGGGUCUGCAAAAAACGAUGGCCGCCAUCAUGUAAAGGAAUUCACGCUAAACAUCACUUCGAUCCAACACAACCCAGACUGCUCAAAUUAUACCGGUAAUGUUCUCGCUCUCAAUGGCCUCAUACCUGGUCCUCCAAUCAUUGUCACAAAGGGCGACCGUGUCCAGGUUACGGUCUUCAACAACCUCACUCCACACACCCCAUCAGAAAAUGUCACCGCAGAAGAGGACAUGACCAGUCACGCCUCGAUUCACUUUCACGGCAUCCGUCAAUAUGGAUCUACCGAAGCAGACGGCGUUCCAUUCCUAACCCAGAUCCCAAUAGCCCCAGGUGGAUUCUACGUCUACGAUUUCAAGGUAACCAACCAGGCCGGAACAUAUCUCUACCAUGCCCACGUCGGAAUGCAGGAGAUGUCUGUCUAUGGUGCAGUAGUCGUCUAUGAAUCCGAAGAGGCCGAUCCAGCACAGCGCGCCAAACUUCUCCUCUCAGAAUCCGAAUCUACAAAACAGCAUAACCAACUCAAGGCGUACGGAUCUUCGUACGACGAUGAACGGACGAUCGUCCUCAGCGAGUGGUGGCACAGAGACCGCGUCGAAUUCGAGCAAUAUCUACUCGGCCCUACCUUCAAUGGCAUCUGGGAAGCCGAAUCGAUCCUGUUGAACGGCAAGACUGUCUACCAGCCCAUCCAAGUCAACCCAGAUGCAUGCAGAGGCUACGAAAUCAUCCCAGUCCAGAAAAACAAGACCUACCGCAUUCGUGUGAUCGGAGCAACCGCCUUCCGCACCCUUGGCUUUGCAAUCGCCAAUCACAACCUGACAAUCAUCGAAGUCGACGGUGAGCCAGUCCUACCAUAUGUAACAUCUUUCUUGGAGGUAGCUUCUGGCCAACGCUUUUCGGUUCUCAUCACAACUGACCAGGACCCAACUGACUACUCAAUUGGUACAAAUCGUCGCUGGACCGACGGUACUGUCCCUGCUACCUCAAAUGGAUACGCCGUCCUACGUUACCAGGAUAAUAUUUCAGAAGCAGCAAAAUCAGCAUCACCAUCACCCAAACGACGAUCACUUUGGUCACGCAAGCUUAAUAACAAUACUCCAACCAAAUCUGAUGCUGUGCUCAAGGUCCCAAAGGGUAGCUUCGUAUUCCCACCAGAAACGAUUGGCUGGAUCUGGGACAAGCUUACUCCUUUCUAUGGCGCCUACCAUGAGACCCGCCGACCGGCUGAUCGAACGAUCGUCUUGCGCUCUACUGAUGAAAAACUAUCAGACGGCAGCACUCGCUGGUUUGUCAAUGGCAUCAGUUUCAAGGACCCGGCCCGCAACUACCUCUCGCAGGUCCUCAACGAGACUCGAGCAGAGCUGGUGGCAAUGGAGGAUGAGGAGCCAGAAUAUGCAAACGGCUAUGAUCCAAAAUCUGGUAUGUAUCCAGUCCGCCAGCACGAAAUUGUCGAUUUUGUUCUCCAGUCAACCCACACGGCAACCCUGCCUUGCCGAAGCCACCCAUGGCACACCCAUGGUCACUCUCAUUGGGAGAUCUCGUACGGAGCCGGCGACUACAGCCAUGAUGAACACGGAGCCCUUCGAUCAGACCACCCUGUCCACAGAGAUGUUACUCUUGUCUAUCCAAGCACAAGCCAGAACUACACGGCGUCUAACCCACCCCCUGCAGACGGAUCGAUUGGUUGCGGAUGGUCCAAGAUCAGAAUAUUUACAGAUAAUCCUGGAAUCUGGGCUCUACACUGCCACAAUACAGCACAUAUGUUCAUGGGCAUGAUGGUCGCUAUAGAAGAAGCCCCUGAGUUGAUUAGAGAAACUGACACAAUCCACUCCCACGAUUAA